UGGGAGAAGCAGGCGAUGGGAGUCACACUUAGUCGCACCUCUCACCCGCUAACACUUUCCAUCAUGAUGCUCAAGGUUCUCGUGUGUGCCUUCCUCGUGGUUGGCGUGAUGAGCGAGGAAAAGAAGGCGUCUUCCGAGAGGGGUAAGCGUGGAUUCUCUGGCGGCCAUGGAGGCGGCUACGGUGGAGGCCAUGGCGGCGGCCACGGAGGUGGCGGUAGCUACCUGGUAGUUGGCGGCGGCGGUGGCGGCGGUCAUGGUCCCAGCGCCGCCGAUGUCGCCAACGAGGCUGCCAACCAGGCCACUGCAGCUGCCGCAGGUCUAGGAGGUGCAGCUCACGCCGCAGCUGCAGGAGCCGCUGCAGGUGCCGCAGCUGCUGCUAAUGCAGCUUCACAGACAGCUCAGGCCGCAGCAGCCAGCAAGCAGUCACAGGCUGCACAGGUGACGCAAGCGGCACAGGGAGCACAGGCCGCAGCCUUCGCUGAAGGCUCUCUCGCCUCUAAGGCCAACAUCGCCUAUCAGGCGGCCAAGAUAACAGCUUCCAUGGCCCAUGGCCUGGCCGCUAACAUCGCCCAAAUUCUCUCGGAGGUCAAGGCUCUGGCCAACCAGGCGGCCAAUAGUUUGGCCGAACAACAGAACUUCCUGGCCGCCCAGAGGACCAUGGCCUGGCAGGCUCAGCAGGCGGCCAACUCCCUCAACCAGCAGCAAUACGUGGCACUCAACGACCUGGAGGAUGCCGCAGGUGCGGCCGCCCAGGCCCAGGCCUCUGCAACCAAGGCCAUCUCCAGGGCCAAGGGCAGCAGCGGCCACGGCCAAGGAUACGGCCGCUAAGAUUUACAUAUACUUAAUUAUCUUAGGUUGAAGGCUAAUGUUACAUAACACAUCUAUGAUGCGAGGUAUUACAUGUUAAAUGGCUUCUGGCGGCAAUAAAAUGUUUCAUAAUUAUAGAAGUGUACAGAAUGCUCUUCUGUGAACUCAACUGAUCUGCCGAUGUAUAGGUUUAAUAAAUUACUUGACAGAA
Messenger RNA from Homarus americanus (American lobster), 1018 nucleotides. RefSeq names its product antifreeze protein Maxi-like. The record is from RefSeq and is a predicted model, not a curated record. Bases 16 to 828 code for a protein of 270 amino acids. Lineage: Eukaryota; Metazoa; Arthropoda; Malacostraca; Decapoda; Nephropidae. The transcript is spliced from 3 exons.